This is a messenger RNA of Daphnia pulex (common water flea), 2809 nucleotides long. RefSeq lists its product as uncharacterized. Gene Ontology annotation, molecular function: protein serine/threonine kinase activity; ATP binding; RNA endonuclease activity. The record is from RefSeq and is a predicted model, not a curated record. Gene Ontology annotation, cellular component: IRE1-TRAF2-ASK1 complex. Gene Ontology annotation, biological process: IRE1-mediated unfolded protein response; protein phosphorylation; intrinsic apoptotic signaling pathway in response to endoplasmic reticulum stress. Lineage: Eukaryota; Metazoa; Arthropoda; Branchiopoda; Diplostraca; Daphniidae. The coding region runs from base 246 to 2267 and encodes 673 amino acids. The transcript has 13 exons.
AGUGCACAUUUUUAACAUAAUAGCCUACAUAUUGCCAUCUUUUAAAAUUAAUUCACCAAUCAGAUCUCAUCUAAAAGUUUUCUCUUUCUCUUCACACCAUUUACACUAAAAUUAAGCUUAUCACAUUUUGUGAAAGGUGUGAUUGAUAAGGGAUCAUCAAUCGGGACAGCAAGUUGCUGAUUCCUCAUUGAAAGCUGAUCAGUCAGUGUUGUAGCUGUAGGUUUGCCGUUUUUAAGGCUACAAGAAUGAUGGCCAAUGAAGAAUGCAUGGAACCACAAUUGAAAAAGGGAAGAAUCGAAGAGACACAUUGCUUUACUGGGAAGAAGUUGUGUUGCAAAAAACAGUUACUAUUGAUUCCAAGUUGGUGUGGCGUCUUGCAUCACGGGUAUUGGCGCGACAAUGAUCAAGUGAAAGAAGUUGUGGUGAGAAGAAUUCAAAAAGUGGACUGCCAAUUAGACUGGAAAAACAUCGUCGAUCAACAUCUAGCAAAUUCUUUGAAUCAUGAAAAUGUAUUGAACAUUAUUGGAUAUGAAGAGGACGUGGAUCGCAUGAGAUAUUUCGCUCUUGAGCGGUUUGACGCUACCCUGGAACAGUAUUGUAAUAAGCAAUACACGGGACCUAUGCCAUUCAAACCAAACACCCUUUGUCAAAUAUCCAACGGACUAAACUUUUUACAUGACAAAGGACUCGUCCAUGGACAACUUAAUCCUAGUUCUAUUCUGAUUGUUCGGUCUCAGUCGGUUUUAAUUAAGAUUUCAGAUUGCCUUCAUGGAAGUUUGCAAUCCUCAGGAAAUGAUUGUGUCCUACAUCCGAAAUACUGGAUGUUACCUGACGUUUGCUCACCUACCUCAAAAAGGCAAAGUGGGAGAAACAUCGCGUUUGCUUUUACAGUUUACGGAGACGUGUUUGCAGCUGGAUGCCUUUUCUUUUAUUAUUUGUCCCGAGGCUUACAUCCUUUUGGGAAUGUAAACGCAUCCAUUCUUGUCAACAUGGCAAAAAAUCUACCUGUCAAUUUAAACAGAUUAGGCAGUAAUCACUAUGCUUACCAAUCAAUCAAGAAUAUGGUAGGAGAACCAUCCCAAACCGGAACCCAGUAUUUGCGUAUUGCUGCUGCAUAUUUCAAAGAUUUCCCUUCAUAUGAAUUCAAGGAAGUUCUGAAGUCGGUGCCUGAAAUCAACGGAGAAGUGUUUUUCCGCUUUCACCCAACGUUACCCGUUCUCGCUUGUUGCAAAUGCAAUAGAUUGACUAUUUUCAGUGCUUCCAAGGAAUCCGUACCUUUUUCGAGCUGGAAAGAAGCCGAAGUGAAAUUUGAGGGGCAAAACCUUAAAAAAAUUACGGCGCUUCAAUGGGAUCAUAAAGGAGACCAUGUUGCAGCUGGAUUCCAAGAUGGUUGCGUCGCUGUGUGGAGCUAUCCAGUCGGUGAAAUCGUCUUUCGAGUGACGCAGCAUUUGGAAGAAGUUAUCGCAAUCUACUGGUCUCCUUCUAAACACGAGUUAUUAGCUACAUAUGAUCGCGAUCGGGAGCAAAUGUUACUUUGGAAUUCAUAUCCUUCACACAAACAGAAAACUCUUUUUCACACAAUUAUGUGUGCUGGAAUUAUUAUUAAUAUGGCGUGGACGAAUGAUCAGCAAAUCAUUGUGGGGUUCGACAAUAGGACAAUCAACAUUUUUCAAAUUGACAAAAUCGAACCAUUCCUUGUUACAACAUUUGAACUCAAAGACAGUAUCAUAAGGAAUUUAUUUUGGGAUGAAGCCACACAAUAUUUGGCAUCUGUAUCAUCAAACAAGUUGAACAUUUGGUCUUUGAAUAGCGAAGAGGUAUUUCACUCAUUUAAGAUUAACCCGAAAUGCUAUUGUUUUGCAUGGCGUCCGAAUAACAAAACAAGUGGCGAAAUUGACGUGGCCAGGAAAUCAUCAAACAAUUUCAAUUUUACUUAUGGACUGAGCAGCGGUUCGAUCGUCGUCUGGAAUCCCUUUGAAGAAACAAAAAGGCCUCUCAUUCUUGAUAAACAUACAGAUUGUGUACUUCUCCUCGUGUUCUCCCACGAUGGAAAAUUUCUGGCGUCAACUUCUAAAAACGAAAUAAUUAUCUGGUCUACUGAGACUUGGACCCCUGUGUUCGUCGGAGAAUCUGAUUAUUACGGAUUAUCGUGGCUAACUGCAGUUUCGAAUGGGGAACCAGUUUAUAAAUUGGUUAUUUCUUCAAGCCACAGCGUGAUUCGCAUUGUUGAAAUUGCUGACAACGAAUUUGAAAUUUUUAAUAAGUAAUUGAUUUUAAUUGUUGAAACUAUGCUUUACUAAAACGCAGAUAUACCCCGAUAUCCAUUACCGAAGUUCCCAUUCAUUUUACGUUUCGACGCAAAACAACCACUAAUCAUUUUAUAGCUAAUUAGUUGCGUGCAAACACAAUUAGCGAUUGCUUGCCCAUCGAUAGUAUCGACCCCCCAAACUUGUUUGUUGGAGAAAAUGCGCACCAUGGAUUUUAUAGCUUGAUGUUGAUUACGACCGUUCGUGCUCCUCAAAGCGAAUCAAACUGAGACAUCUUCCGGCGUGCGAUGGCGUUAUCAGCGUUUCCAGACAUCUCUCUCUCUCUCUCCGAACUUUUUAUUUCUUUUUUCAGAUCCUUGUUUUCGGCCAACACGAAAUGCAACCGGGAAAACCAUGCCGGUUUCCUAUUUCUCAUGCACGUGUGUGAAGAGAACGAUGUGUGCAAGUUCGUGCGUGCAAUUGCAUCAGAUGCGACGUGAAAUGGAACCCCAAAAAAUACCAGCCUCGGCAGGACGGACGCAAAAGGAUCCACGACACACACA